This is a messenger RNA of Gordionus sp. m RMFG-2023, 1251 nucleotides long. RefSeq names its product glutaredoxin-3-like. The record is from RefSeq and is a predicted model, not a curated record. Gene Ontology annotation, cellular component: nucleus; cytosol. Bases 34 to 1104 code for a protein of 356 amino acids. Gene Ontology annotation, biological process: intracellular iron ion homeostasis. The transcript has 10 exons. NCBI's taxonomy places the organism in Eukaryota, Metazoa, Nematomorpha, Gordioida, Chordodea, Parachordodidae.
CAACGCAAUCAUACCUUCAUUUUUAUACUUCGCAUGGCUCAAUUAUUAAUUGAAUGUUCAACUAUAGAAGAUAUUGAGGCUAGAUUACAAGAGAAACAAUACCAUAUAUUUCUAUUAUUUUUUUCUGCACCUUGGUCUCCACAAUGUAACGAAGUUAGUCAGGCACUAACAGAACAUAUUAAAAAUCCAGAUUAUAGCGAUAUGAUUUUUAUUAAAAUUGAUUCUGAAAGUGUACCUGAUUUGUUGGAAAAAUAUAGAAUUGAAAUGGUUCCCACAUUCGUUUUCAUUCAGAAUAAUAAAAUUGUUGACAGAGUUGAUGGACUAAAUCCUAUUGAACUCAAUCAAAAAUUAAAAUAUUGGGCAAUGGAUAUACCUCGAAAAGGAAAAUUAAAUUUUGAUUCACACAAUCAUAAUACAUCUAUAAAGACAAAACCUGUAACUUUAGAAGAUAAGUUGAAAAAUCUAAUCAACAAGAAUAAAUUUAUGUUAUUUAUGAAAGGAUCUCCAGAUCAUCCUCAAUGUGGAUUUAGCAAGCAAAUUGUUAGUUUAUUAAAUAAAAAUGGUAUUGAAUUUGAACAUUUUGAUAUUCUUCAGGACCCUGAAGUGAGAGAUGGCCUGAAAAUUUUCUCAAAUUGGCCCACAUAUCCACAACUGUAUAUUAAUGGUGAACUUGUUGGUGGCUUGGACAUUGUCAAAGAGAUGGAUGAAAAUGGUGAGCUUAAAACUAUGUUAAAUGAUCUACAAAAUGUGGAAAAUAAACAAAUAAAAUCUACUGAUAGUGGAGAUACAAAAUCUGAUAUUAAUAGAAGGAUUGAAAAGUUGAUCAAUAUAGCUCCUGUUAUGGUAUUCAUGAAAGGAGAAGUUAAAAAUCCAAUGUGUAAAUUCAGUAAGGAACUCAUUCCCAUUUUAAAUGAAACAAGUAUUCCUUAUAGCACCUUCGACAUUCUCGAAGAUGAAGAAAUAAGGCAAGGUUUGAAGGAAUAUACAGAUUGGCCCACUUACCCUCAGAUCUACGUUAACGGACAAUUUGUGGGCGGUUUGGACAUUAUAAAAGAAUUGAAGGAGACUGGGCAAUUGAACACAACACUCAAAGGCCAAAGUUAACAACUUUAAAAAAAAAUCAUCCUUAUCGCUUAUGAGAAUUAUAUGUAUCGUUGAUUAAUUUAAAAAAAAUAUGUAUAUGUUUAUUAAAUUGUGAUGUUAUCAUGAAUAAACCAUAUUUUUUAUAAUAAAAAUAUUAACAUUUGAAAA